CCCCGGAGUGCCGCAGCCCAGCAGCCCGCCCCGAGGAGCAGGACGCAGCAGCCAGCCCCGUCUCCUGCCGGGAGUGUCCUUUCACCCCAGAGCAAACAGUGACAUGUGGAAGGUCUGAGCCCUCUCCCACCUUCGCCGGGACACCAUGGACACUGAAGCCGUGCAGCCCCAGGAGGCCUCGCUGACGGUCAACGAGCAGGUUAUUGUCAUGUCCAGCCAUGAAACCAUCCGAGUGCUGGAGGUCGGCGUGGACACCCCGCUGCCGGCCAAGGAGGACCGGAAAGCCUUGGAGAUGUCAGCAGGGGAGGUAGCGCAGGGCUCCCCGGGAGAGAGCGGCCACCCGGGCAGAGAGGACGUCCCACCCAGCACCCAGAGCUCAUGCAGCGGGGAGGCGGCCGGCAAAGCCAAACCGGCGGCCGGAGCAUCCCCCAGCGCCGUCCCUUCCGUCGGCACCUUCAGCCACGCCACGAGCCAGCAGCCGCAGACGGUGGCCCCGCUGGCCGUGCAAGCCAGCCCGCAGGUCUUGACUCAGGAAAACUUAGCAACAGUUGUGACAGGAGUAAUGGUUCCAGCAGGGACAGUUACUCAACCUCUUCUUAUCCCCAUCAGUAUUGCAGGUCAAGUGGCAGGUCAGCAGGGGCUGGCUGUGUGGACAUUUCCUACAGCAACGGUCGCUGCCCUUCCCGGAUUGACGGCUGCUUCUCCUACAGGGGGAAUUUUCAAACCGCCUAUAGCCAAUCUGCAAGCCGCCGCCGUACUGAACACAGCCAUCCAAGCACCGGUGCAGCCUGCCCAGCCGCUGCAGGCUGCGGUCCAGCCCCGGCCCCCCCUCCAGCCCCCCGGCGUCUUCCCCGCCGCGCCCGGCCAGCCCCCCAUCCUGCCGCAGCCCGCCGCAGCGCCCACGCCGCCCGUGGCCAAGCCGUUAGAGACGCAGACCCAGAUCACCGUCCAACCUGCCGGAUUUGCCUUUAACCCCGGCAUAAUCAGCGCGGCUUCUCUCGGGGGUCAAACCCAGCUCCUCGGCUCCUUGGCAGCCGCCCCCGUGAUCGCAAACACCAUCUCCAGCGUGCAGGGCAUCACGGGCCAGAUCCUGACCAACACUCAGGGCCAGGUGAUCGGGACCCUGCCGUGGGUGGUGAAUCCCCCCGGGAUGGCGGCGGCCGGCCCUGCCCCGGCCGCUCUGCCGGCCCAGAACCUGCAGGUACAGACGGUGACGCCGCAGCUGCUGCUCAAUGCCCAGGGCCAGGUCAUCGCCACGCUGGCCGGCAGCGCCAUCCAGGCGGCCGCCAUCAAGAAAACCGGCACCCCCGAGCCCCCCGCCAAGAACGAGGUCCAGCCCAUCCAGCCGGCCCCGGCUCUCUCCCAGCCGGCCGUGGUGAUGGCAAACCCUGCCCCGGCGGCAAAGGCUUCCUCCGUGCCCGUCCCCAUCACCUGCUCGGAGACCCCCACCGUCAGCCAGCUGGUCUCCAAGCCCCCGGCUCCCAACAGCAGCGCGGAGGAGGACGGGAUUAACCUGGAGGAGAUCCGGGAAUUCGCCAAGAACUUCAAGAUCCGACGCUUGUCCCUCGGCCUGACGCAGACGCAGGUGGGACAGGCCCUGACGGCCACCGAGGGACCGGCCUACAGCCAGUCGGCCAUCUGCAGGUUCGAGAAGCUGGACAUCACCCCCAAGAGCGCCCAGAAGCUGAAACCGGUGCUGGAGAAGUGGUUGAGCGAAGCUGAGCUCCGUAACCAAGAGGGGCAACAAAACCUGAUGGAAUUCGUGGGGGGGGAACCCUCCAAAAAACGGAAGCGCCGUACCUCCUUCACCCCGCAAGCCAUCGAGGCUCUCAACGCCUACUUUGAGAAGAACGCCUUGCCCACCGGCCAGGAGAUCACCGAGAUCGCCAAGGAGCUCAACUACGACCGCGAAGUCGUCCGCGUCUGGUUCUGCAACCGCCGGCAGACCCUCAAAAACACCAGUAAACUCAACGUCUUUCAGAUCCCCUAAAUCGGGGACGGGGACGGGGACGUCCCCCCCCCACCCCGUCGCCCACCCCGACCUCCUGCCAUCAGCACUUUUGCCACCGACUUUGUCCCCCAGCCCCGCGGUGGGCGCUGGGGUCUCCACCACCCCACCGUGCCCGUAGGUGUGUCCGUGUGUCCGUCUCCCUUUCCUCCACAUCACACAUGACCUAAGCGUGUUCGCGUCGGGUGUCACGCCUGCCUCAUGCCUCCUCCUGCCUGUAACGUGCGUGGUGACGGACCCCCUGCCUGCACGCACCGCCUCUCCUGCCCCCCAAGUGUUGUCGUCCCUCCCCCCCCAAAAAAAGGAGUGAUAUUCAUUUUUUGGCCGUUUUCCCGUGUUUCCGAGGUAGCGUCACGGCUCGCUAGGGGUGAGCCCCAAUUUAAUUUCACCCCCACUUUGAUUUCGGCGGUCCCCCGCCUCGUGCCCGCCAGCGCGAGGGGCUUCUCGGUGCAACCCCCCCCACCAUGGGGACAUCGCCGUGGGGGAUGGUUGGGGACUUCACCGGGCUCCCCACCGUCCCGAGAGGGUUUAGGGGAGGUGAACCCCGUAAUGGAGGCAGCACCCCCUGCCCGCCUCCCCCCACCCUGAGCCCAGGGGCCAGGCAGGUUGGGGGGGGGCUCCAUCCCUCGCCCGGGGA
Gymnogyps californianus (California condor) is the source of this 2645-nucleotide messenger RNA. It is a transcript of the gene POU6F1, whose product is annotated as POU class 6 homeobox 1. Lineage: Eukaryota; Metazoa; Chordata; Aves; Accipitriformes; Cathartidae. Gene Ontology annotation, molecular function: RNA polymerase II cis-regulatory region sequence-specific DNA binding; DNA-binding transcription factor activity, RNA polymerase II-specific. The record is from RefSeq and is a predicted model, not a curated record. The transcript is spliced from 11 exons. The coding region runs from base 146 to 1990 and encodes 614 amino acids. Gene Ontology annotation, biological process: regulation of transcription by RNA polymerase II.